Molecule: messenger RNA, 627 nt
Organism: Oenanthe melanoleuca
Lineage: Eukaryota; Metazoa; Chordata; Aves; Passeriformes; Muscicapidae
Gene: FKBP2
Product: FKBP prolyl isomerase 2
Exons: 6
Coding region: 72-488 (138 amino acids)
Biological process (GO): protein peptidyl-prolyl isomerization
Molecular function (GO): peptidyl-prolyl cis-trans isomerase activity
Source: RefSeq, a predicted model, not a curated record
GUAAAACCUGCGCGUGACGUCAGCGGAAGCGGCGGCGCCGCCGCGAUCACGUGAUUCCGACGGGACCCGCGAUGGCGGCGGAGUGGCUGCUGCUGGCGCUGGCGCUGGCGCUGCCCCCCGAGCGCCCCCUGGCGGCCGAGCCGCGCAAGGUGCAGAUCGGGGUGAGGCGGCGGCCGGAGCGCUGCGGGGAGCGGAGCCGGCGGGGGGACGUGCUGACCCUGCACUACGAGGGCACGCUGGAGGACGGGACCCCCUUCGACAGCAGCCUGAGCCGGGAGCAGCCGUUCGUGUUCUCACUGGGAACUGGGCAGGUCAUCAAGGGCUGGGACCAGGGGCUGCUGGGGAUGUGCGAGGGGGAGAAGAGGAAACUCGUGAUCCCCCCAGAGCUGGGUUAUGGGGACCGAGGGGCCCCCCCCAAAAUCCCAGGGGGGGCUGUGCUGAUUUUCGAGGUGGAGCUGCUGAAGAUCGAGCGGCGCCCGGAGCUUUAGGGGGACCCCAAAACCUCCAGAAUUUCCCCCAAAUUCCCCCCUAAAACUCGAGAUUUUGGGGUCCCCCCCCAUUUUUUUUUGUGGGACCUUUUGUGGAGAAACCCCCAAAUUUUGGGGUCAAUAAAGGGUUAAACCAAAA